GAUCAAGUUCAUCAGGUCGCCUCGGCAACUAGUAACAUGCUCGAUCGAUACAUCGAAUAUCCUUCCAACACUAACACCGUCAACAGCUUGAUAUAGCGACAAAGACGUACAGUACAAAGAAAUGACCGAUAUGAGCGUACUCGGAGCUGCUCAGAUGCCCAGUCCGACCACGGCUGAGACGAUGGCCAAGGAACGAGCGAACCCGCCGUUCGACGUCCGGAAGCUCUCGAUCUCCAUGCACGGCUCGGAGAAGGCACUGGUCUUGAAGGAGAAGUUCAUGACCGAGAUAUCCCGCGACCCAUCCUUCCGCUCACACGACAUCCACGACCUAUCCAAAGAAGCUAUUAGGGAACGGACCAUGGAGAAGUUUGGGAGUAUGGUACAUUAUGUGAUCAAUGAGCCUUUGAGGGAGUUUAAUUUGAGGAUGCAGCUGGUAUCAACAGCAGAUCCGGCAUUCUGGACCCGCUUCGGAGUGCAUUUCGGGUUGUUCUUGGGUGCUUUGAGAGGGGGGUGUACGCCCGGUCAGAUGAAUUAUUGGAUCGAGAAAGGAGCGAUCGGGUUGAACGGCGUGAUAGGCUGUUUCGGGAUGACUGAACUGGCACACGGGUCGAACGUCGCCGGACUGGAGACGACCGCCACGCUGGACGAACGGACGGACGAGUUUGUCAUCCAUACGCCUCAUCUGGGGGCUACCAAGUGGUGGAUCGGAGGCGCCGCAUCAACGGCAACGCACUGCGCGGUCUUCGCACAGCUCAUCGUCAAGGGCAAGAAACAUGGGGUCAAGACGUUUGUCGUGCAGUUGCGGGACACCAAGACGUUUCAACUGAAGCCCGGCGUCAUGAUCGGGGAUAUCGGCAAGAAGAUGGGUAGGGAUGGGAUCGAUAACGGGUACAUACAGUUCACGCACGUGAGGAUUCCUCGGGCGCACAUGUUGAUGAAGCACACGCAGGUGUCGAGGGAUGGGAUCGUCACCGACCCACCUCUGGCUCAGUUGACUUAUGGAGCGCUUCUUAGCGGCCGGGUAGGAAUGGUAGCCGACUCGAGCAAUACGGCCAAGCGCGCCCUGACGAUCGCUGUGAGGUACGCAGCGGUCCGUCGACAAUUCGCCUCGGGCAAGAACAAGCUCGAAACGCAGCUACUGGAUUAUCCUAUCCACCAGAGGAGGUUGAUGCCUCUGAUGGCCCAGGCGAUCGCUAUCGGGUUCACUAGCUUGAUCUUGACCAACAUGUACGAGGAACUCACCCAGGCACUGGAAACUCUCGAACCAUCUGACCCCAACAUGCACGAGACACUCGAGAAGCUCAAGGAGACGCAUGCCACGUCGGCAGGAUUGAAAGCGUUCUGCACCUGGGCGUGUCUGGAGACGAUCGAAAAGUGUAGGCAGAGUUGUGGAGGUCAUGGGUACUCAGCCUACUCGACGCUUCCCGGGAUGUACCAAGACUUUGCAGUACAAUGUACAUGGGAGGGAGACAACACUAUCCUGGCUUUACAAGCGGGCCGAUCGCUGGUAUCGUCGUGGGAGUCGGCGUCCCGAGGCAAACCUCUGCCACCAGGUGUCAGCUACUUGGCCUCGACCGAGACGCUCACCAACAAGAGCAACUCGAAGCUCGACCUUGGCGAUAUCGACAAGGGCUGGGCGUGCGUCGCCGCGAACGCUGUGAAGAAGGCCGCCGUGGACUACGCUAGGGAGCUAGGUAAAGGAUUGAGCAAAGAUGAAGCGAUGGAGAGGUGCAGUCAGAGCCGAUUCAUCGCUGCCAAGCUGCAUACUAUUGGAUACAUCUUCCGCAUGGUCAAGCAGGCUGCCGAAACCCACGCUACUGGACCGGAGAAAGACGUGCUUGUUCUGAAUGCGAAGCUCUACGGACUGUGGCAAGUCGAGGAGCAGGGCGCCUGGUUUCUGAAAUACGGGUACUUUAACGCCCAGCAAAUGGAUACUGUGCAAGAGACAGUCGACAAGCUAUGCCUGGAUUUGAGAAAGAUCGCUAUCCCUGUCGUCGACUCGUUUGCGUUCAGUGACCACCUCGUCAAUAGUCCGCUCGGCCGUUAUGAUGGCAGGAUCUACGAGGCCUACUUCGAUCAGGUGCGAGCCUCUAACCCGCCCGUCAAGGAACAUCCGUACUUUGCGCGACUCAUCGCGCCCUUGCUCAACCGGGUCAAUGAAGCGGAUGACGAGAAAGACCCUGAAGAGGCUAUGGGUCUCGAGGAGGAGUUGAAAGAGCUUCGAGAAGCGUCUCAGAGCCAGAAAGACGCGCCGCAGAAAGUUCAGGUCGUCGGAAAGGGCAUGGGUGGCAAAGGCGUUCCUGGGGGUGGAGGAAGCGGGGCCGGAGGCGAUGUUGGGCAGGUGGUUGUGGAUGGUAAAUAAGAGAUUUCACCUCUAUAAGCGUUCUCAGUUGUAUAUCAAUAAGAUAGACUUCGCAUGAGUCUACCCAUGAAGACGUAUAUACCAUGAUGCGUGACUGC
Molecule: messenger RNA, 2460 nt
Organism: Filobasidium floriforme
Lineage: Eukaryota; Fungi; Basidiomycota; Tremellomycetes; Filobasidiales; Filobasidiaceae
Product: acyl-coenzyme A oxidase I
Exons: 21
Coding region: 122-2362 (746 amino acids)
Biological process (GO): fatty acid beta-oxidation using acyl-CoA oxidase; lipid homeostasis
Cellular component (GO): peroxisome
Molecular function (GO): fatty acid binding; acyl-CoA oxidase activity; FAD binding
Source: RefSeq, a predicted model, not a curated record